Molecule: messenger RNA, 3168 nt
Organism: Penicillium canariense
Lineage: Eukaryota; Fungi; Ascomycota; Eurotiomycetes; Eurotiales; Aspergillaceae
Product: putative zinc metalloprotease
Exons: 3
Coding region: 1-3168 (1055 amino acids)
Molecular function (GO): metal ion binding
Source: RefSeq, a predicted model, not a curated record
AUGUCGCCCUCGGUGCAGAAAAGUCAGUUCAAGCUGCUUCAGCAGUUUAAGCCUGACUAUUCCGCGAGCGAGUUUACAGAGUAUGAGUCCCAACGCACCGGUAUGCGGGUCGUGGUCAUCGACCAGAAGGGCCCUAAGGUGAAUGGGUAUUUUGUGCUUGCCACUGAGAUCCAUGAUGACUCGGGUGCUCCCCACACCCUGGAGCAUCUGUGCUUCAUGGGCUCUCGUAACUACCGGUACAAGGGCUUCUUGGACAAGCUGGCCACCCGGGUAUACUCCAGUACCAAUGCCUGGACAGCCACGGACCACACAGCCUACACUCUCGACACAGCAGGUUGGGAGGGCUUUGCUCGCAUCCUGCCCGUCUAUCUGGAGCAUGUCAUUGCUCCAACGCUGACGGAUGAGGGCUGCUAUACCGAAGUGCACCACAUCGAUGGUACUGGAAAUGAUGCCGGUGUUGUGUAUUCGGAGAUGCAGGGUGUACAGAACAAUGCGGCUGAGCUGAUCGACCUGGCAGCUCGACGUGCGACUUAUCCCCAGGGUGUCGGGUUCCGGUACGAGACUGGUGGCAUGAUGGAGCAGCUUCGUGUUCUGACCGCUGAGCGGAUUCGAGAGUUCCACCGUGAGAUGUAUCAGCCCAAGAACCUCUGCUUGAUCAUUACGGGCGAGGUCGACCAGAAUAACAUGCUGGAGAUCUUGGACAAGUUCGAAGACACUAUCCUGGAUGUCAUUCCAAGCCCAGAUGCACCUUUCACUAGACCCUGGACAGAUUCUAAGCGGGCCCCGGCCCUGGAGAAAUCGACCAUCCAGAAAGUCGAAUUCCCUGAGGAGGACGAGUCGUUUGGCGAAAUCGAGAUCCGCUUCCUCGGACCUGAUUGCAACGACCCUAUCCAAUCUGGCGCUUUGAAUGUGGCCCUCUUGUAUCUGGCAGGGUCAUCUGCAUCUCUGCUGGAGAACACAAUUGUCGAGAAGGAACAGAUCGCCAGUGCCGUCUACUAUGCAACGGAGGAUCAUCCUAGCAUCGAGAUUCGCUUCACGCUGACCAGUGUGGAGACCGACAAACUCGAGAAGGUGGAGAACAGAUUCUUUGAGAUUCUGAAGGAUGCAAUGAACAAGCCGCUGGACUUGAAGUACUUGAAAGAGUGCAUUGACCGCCAGCGCCGUACCUGGAAGUUUUCGACUGAGAACUCCGCCUCGUCGUUUGCAGAGUAUGUUAUCACCGACUUCCUGUUCGGAAAGAGGGAUGGCUCUACCAUGCGGGAUGUGGCGACUCUGAAAGAAUACGACGCGCUCGAGCACUGGGAUGAGGAUCAAUGGCGGUCGUUUAUCAAGAAGUGGAUUGCGGACGCAAACCACGUUUCUAUUCUGGGUGUUCCCUCGCUGAAGCUGUCUGACAAGCUGAAGAGUGACGAAGAGGCUCGGGUCGCUGCUCAGAAGGAGCGUCUCGGCGAGAAGGGUCUGAAGGAGCUGACUGACAAGUUGGAGAAGGCCAAGGCCGAGAACGACAAGGAAAUUCCGGAGGAGAUCCUGGCCAAGUUUGCCAUCCCUGGUACCGAGUCCAUUCAUUUCACAAACACCAUCACGGCCCGUUCAGGCGCUGCUCUGAAGGCUGGUCAUCCCGACCACCCGAUCCAGAAGCAAGUCGAUGCCGAUGAUGCGGGCCAGCCUCUUUUCAUCCACUUUGAGCAUAUCCCCAGCAGCUUUGUGCAGCUUUCUGUUCUCAUCUCGGCGCAGUCUAUUCCCCUCCAGCUGCGUCCCUUGCUGUCGAUCUACACUGAGGCUUUCUUCAACAUCCCAGUCCAGCGUGAUGGCCAGAUAAUCAACUUUGAGCAGGUCGUCGUUGAGCUGGAGAAGGACACUGUCGGGUACGGAAUGGACACUGGUCGCGCCCUCGGCAACUCGGAAAUGCUGCGUCUUUCCUUCCAGGUGGAGCGUGAGAAGUAUCAGACUGCCAUUGCAUGGCUGCAGGAGCUAUGCUGGAACACCAUCUUCGAUGUGGACAGACUUCGUGCCAUCACUACCCGCCUUCUGGCCGACGUGCCCGACUCCAAGCGUAGUGGUGAUGACAUGCUUGCGGCAGUUCAUGUCAUGGUCCACUAUGCCCAGGAAUCUAUUGCCCGGGCUCGCUCGACCCUGGUCAAGGCACGCUACCUGAAGCGUGUCAAGCGCCUUCUCGCCGAGCAGCCUGAAGAAAUCGUCAAUCGCAUGGAGGAGAUCCGCAAGUCGCUAUUCCAGCCCGAGAAUGUCCGGGUCGUGGUUAUUGCCGACCUUGAGAAGUUGCCUCGCCCUGUCUCUUCCUGGAAGCCGUUCGCGGAGCGCAUGGGAACCAGCGACAACUUGAAGCCCAUUACUGACCGCCGCGCGCUGCUGAGCGACGCGGGCAAGACCAUCGGCGGCCACUCGUACAUCGUCCCUAUGCCGACUGUUGACUCAUCCUAUGCCUAUGCUACGGCUCGGGGUCUUGAUUCCUACGACCACCCUAAGCUUCCCUCACUGCUGGUUGCCAUUGCUUACAUGAAUGCCGUGGAGGGUCCCCUCUGGGUUGCUGUCCGCGGCAAGGGUCUGGCAUACGGCACCAACUUCGCUUAUAACAUCGAUACUAGCUUCGUCAACUUCGAUGUCUAUCGGUCCCCCAAUGCGCACAAGGCGUUCGAAGCCAGCAAGCAGAUUGUUGAGGACCACCUGUCUGGUGCCAGUCCUUUCGAUCCUCUCAUGCUGGAGGGCGCUAUCAGCAGCAUCGUCGUGGGCUUCGCCAACGAGCAGAUGACUGCUGCUAGCGCGGCUCAGGGCAGUUUCAUCCGCCAGGUCGUGCGAAAUCUGCCCAGCGACUACAAGGAGAAGAUGCUUAAGAAGGUGCGGGGUAUUAGUGUUGAGGAGGUGAAAGAUGCUCUGCGUGAGAUCAUCUUGCCUCUAUUCGCGCCGAAGACCGCCAACCUCGUUGUCACUUGCGCUACUGUUCUGGAGGAGCCUCUCAAGCAAGGCUUUGAAUCCAUCGGAUUCACCCCGACUGUCCAGUCCCUCAAGGAAUUCGAGGAUGACUAUGGCCUCAAGCUCGGUGAUGAGAAUGAAGAGGAAGAGGAAGAGGAAGAGGAAGAGGAAGACGAUGAUGACGAGGAAGAUGAUGAGUCCGGAUCUGAAGAGGAGGAGAGUGAUGAAGAUGACGAGUGA